Molecule: messenger RNA, 989 nt
Organism: Sardina pilchardus (European sardine)
Lineage: Eukaryota; Metazoa; Chordata; Actinopteri; Clupeiformes; Clupeidae
Gene: lsm2
Product: smx5
Exons: 5
Coding region: 85-372 (95 amino acids)
Biological process (GO): mRNA splicing, via spliceosome
Cellular component (GO): P-body; precatalytic spliceosome; catalytic step 2 spliceosome
Molecular function (GO): RNA binding
Source: RefSeq, a predicted model, not a curated record
AAGGACACUAAGCCAAUGAGAACUUGACUACACUGUUCCCGGGUGUGAUUUCAUUUUGAUGCGACUUCGAGACAGCGUUUGAAAAUGCUAUUCUAUUCGUUCUUCAAAUCCCUGGUGGGCAAGGAUGUCGUGGUGGAGCUCAAGAAUGACCUGAGUAUAUGCGGCACACUUCACUCUGUGGACCAGUAUCUGAACAUCAAGCUGACAGACAUCAGUGUUACUGACCCAGAAAAAUAUCCACACAUGUUGUCGGUGAAGAACUGCUUCAUCCGCGGCUCGGUGGUGCGCUACGUCCAGCUGCCCGCGGACGAGGUGGACACCCAGCUGCUGCAGGACGCUGCCCGCAAGGAGGCCAUGCAGCAAAAACAGUGACGGAGAUUGGACUGGGAGUGUGUGUGUGUGUGUGUGUGUGUGUGUGUGUGUGUGUGUGUGUGUGUGUGUGUGUGUGUGGAUGCUUGUAUGGUUGUUUGUUUUCCUUUUUUCUUCCAGUGUUUUCUUUAAGUUAUGCUUUCUGUGUGAGAAGCAUGGGUUGUACACGUUUAGAACCGACAUGAUUGACAUGAUUGACAGAGCAUAUUUGUAAAGAAAGGUUUCCCUCCAAAUUACGUUCAAUUUGUUUUGUCGAUAGGGAGUUAUAUCUUUGUGGUAAAUGUAUGGAAGUAAUAGAAGAAGAAUGAUUGCGUUCAUUACACUAUGGUGAAAUUAUGUUUGGUUUUUUUUUUACCCACCUCUGAAGAUUUUGUGAACAAUUAUACUCUGUACUUAGAUGUGACCUUCAACAGGGAUUUUCUCAUUUACUCAAAACUCAUGUAAAUUGUGUCUUUGUACCUUUUGAACGUAUUUUGUUCAUUUGAUUAAAAUAUCAAUCAUUUUGUAAUAAAGUUGAGGUAGAUGCCAACAAAUAAAUUGGCUGUAAAAAUUCUGCUGGUUUUUGUUAGUCAGCAUGUAUACUUUUGGACACAAUUAUAGCAAUAAACGCUCAUCCGAUA